CAUGACUCGAAAAUAUUUUUCAGUUCAAAGCUAAACUCUUGAAUUCAACCCAUCAUGGCCUCCCUCGCUACCCGUUCCGCCUCUCAAGUUCUCCGUGUAGCUUCUCGUCGUGCUCCUCGUGCAGCUGCUGCCAAAAACGUGCUAAAGUCCAUCCAGACAGCUUCCUAUUCUCUGCUCGCAAACGUUGCGACAAAACCUGUCCAAAAAGGAGUCCGUGGUGUCAAGACCCUCGACUUUGCUGGUACAAAAGAGGUCGUGUACGAGCGUAGCGACUGGCCCUUGGCAAAGCUCCAGGAUUACUUCAAAAACGACACUCUCGCUCUCAUUGGAUACGGCUCUCAAGGCCAUGGACAAGGCUUGAAUGCCCGUGACAAUGGUCUCAAUGUCGUCGUUGGUGUUCGAAAGGAUGGUGAGAGCUGGAAACAGGCUAUCGCUGAUGGCUGGGUCCCUGGUGAAACCUUGUUUCCCAUCGAGGAAGCCAUUAAUAAGGGUACCAUCAUCAUGAACCUUCUCUCCGAUGCCGCGCAAUCGCAGACAUGGCCCACCAUCGCGCCUUUGAUCACCAAGGGCAAGACCCUCUAUUUCUCUCACGGUUUCUCCGUCGUGUACAAGGAGGAUACCAAAGUCGUCCCUCCCUCCGACGUUGAUGUCAUCCUUGUCGCUCCAAAAGGCUCGGGCCGUACCGUCCGGACCCUGUUCAAGGAGGGUCGUGGUAUCAACUCUAGCGUUGCUGUCUUCCAAGAUGUCACCGGAAAGGCCAAGGAGAAGGCUAUUGCUCUCGGCGUCGGUAUUGGAUCGGGAUACAUGUACGACACCACCUUUGAGAAGGAGGUCUACUCUGAUCUCUAUGGUGAACGCGGUGUGUUGAUGGGAGCCAUCCAGGGUCUUUUCCUUGCUCAAUACCAGGUUCUCCGCAAAAACGGUCACACGCCAUCGGAAGCUUUCAACGAGACCGUUGAAGAAGCCACACAGUCUCUGUACCCUCUGAUUGGACAGAAGGGUAUGGACUACAUGUACAACGCAUGCUCCACAACAGCGCGUCGUGGCGCUCUCGACUGGGCGCCCGUCUUCGAAAAGGCCAACGUCCCUAUUUUUGAGCAACUGUACGAGAGCGUAAGGAAUGGCACGGAGACUAGGAAAUCCCUCGAGUUCAACGGCCGCUCCACCUACCGCGAAGACCUAGCCAAGGAGCUUGCCGUCAUCAACGACCAAGAAAUUUGGAGAGCCGGGAAGACGGUUCGAUCACUGCGUCCUGACUACAAGGCAGAUUCAGAGUAGACUGUUCACAUCGUCUAUCCCAAGAGCCUCACCGGCGACAUGGUUACUCCCUCAUGGUGCAGGUAUCUUAUGUCGAGUCUUGUAUGAAGUAUACUGUCAAUCUAUCUACCGGAAAUGCAAGUCGGUCAUUUUGAUGGAGCCUAGAGGGAAGA
This is a messenger RNA of Guyanagaster necrorhizus, 1430 nucleotides long. RefSeq names its product ketol-acid reductoisomerase. Bases 55 to 1278 code for a protein of 407 amino acids. Gene Ontology annotation, molecular function: ketol-acid reductoisomerase activity. The transcript has 7 exons. Lineage: Eukaryota; Fungi; Basidiomycota; Agaricomycetes; Agaricales; Physalacriaceae. Gene Ontology annotation, biological process: L-valine biosynthetic process. The record is from RefSeq and is a predicted model, not a curated record. Gene Ontology annotation, cellular component: mitochondrion.